Messenger RNA from Cuscuta epithymum, 1017 nucleotides. Lineage: Eukaryota; Viridiplantae; Streptophyta; Magnoliopsida; Solanales; Convolvulaceae. The record is from the annotation of a GenBank genome assembly.
GGUGUGGGUAAGAGUUGCCUUCUUUUACGUUUUUCAUAUGGUUCCUUCACUACCAGUUUCAUAACUACAAUUGGCAUUGAUUUCAAGAUAAGGACUAUAGAACUUGAUGCGAAGCGAAUCAAACUUCAAAUAUGGGAUACUGCUGGUCAGGAGCGAUUCCGGACAAUCACUACUGCUUACUAUCGUGGAGCAAUGGGUAUUUUGCUGGUGUACGACGUGACUGAUGAGUCAUCAUUUAACAACAUCAGAAACUGGAUCAGAAAUAUUGAACAGCAUGCUUCUGAUAAUGUCAACAAAAUAUUGGUCGGGAACAAGGCUGACAUGGAUGAAAGCAAAAGGGCUGUCCCAACUUUUAAGGGUCAAACACUAGCAGAUGAAUAUGGCAUUAAAUUCUUUGAGACUAGUGCCAAGACCAAUAUGAAUGUUGAGGAGGUCUUCUUCUCAAUAGCUAGGGACAUUAAAACAAGGCUUGUUGAAUCUGAUUCAAAAGCUGAGCCUCAGACCCUCAAGAUUAACCAAUCAGACCAGGCAGCAGGAUCGACUGCUGCAUCCCAAAAAUCCGCUUGCUGCGGUUAAUCUAUAUUUGCAAUCCUGAGGUGACGGAGACAUGGUAAUAGAAGAUUUGUCCUCGAUGGCAACCUUUUUGAUCAGUGGAGGAUCUUGUCUUAUCUUAAAAUAUUUAGUGUUGGCUGUAUUGAACUAUUGCUUGACUUCAAACAUUUCAGAAUCAACCAUUUUGCAUUAUCUCCAGCUGUUAAUUUCCAGUGAAAUAUUUGCUAGUACCUACAUUCUGUUCGAUUCUUUCUGUAGAGUUAGCUUGCUUUAUGCUUUUUUUUUUUGAAAUAUUUUCAGUAUCCUCUUCUGAGUUCCGGCCAACCCAUCCCUUCUUCUAGUGUUACAUGAUUGUCCGCCUCCAUCCAUGCCACGACCAACUAAUUUAGAUGGGUGACUGAAUCUGUAUUCAUACUGAGACAGUGAGAAUCCACAAUCUAUCUGAUGGAUGUAUGAUGAUCCGCU